This is a messenger RNA of Lachancea sp. 'fantastica', 2085 nucleotides long. Lineage: Eukaryota; Fungi; Ascomycota; Saccharomycetes; Saccharomycetales; Saccharomycetaceae. The record is from the annotation of a GenBank genome assembly.
AUGCAAGGUGGCAGCGAUCCAUGUAAAGAAGAACAACAAUUGAAGAGGGCAUGCGUCCAGUGCAAAACAAGAAAGAAGAAGUGUAGCGGUCAGCUUCCGUGCUCUUACUGUAUAAAGAUAGACAAGCCACAACUUUGCGAGUAUCGGGCACGACGCAGUUCUAAAAGAAUCAACGUCACAGUUCGAUAUGUGCAAUCGCUCAAGGCACGAAUCCAUGAGCUGGAACAGCAGCUGGAGCAAAAGAAGACCACAGAAGACUUCCCAUUGGAGAAGUUGGAAACUACCACCACUUCAAGAAACCCACUUAUAGAAAAUGAGGACAGUGACGAUUUGAAUUUGUCUGAUGUCAAGAACGUUUCCGAUCCGGUUUACGUGCAACGUCUUGAACACCAAAACGACAAACUUGAAAGACCGUAUACCGGCUACUCUUCCUGCGCCAAGUUUUUGCAGAAAGUCAGUGAAUCGAUAGUGGGGCAAAACACAUCGCUCCCCUGGAGCAACGAAGCGUCAGCAGCAGCUAAAAUGCUUGCAGCAGACUGCUUACAAGUCAGAAGCGGAUUCCAUGAAAUUAAUCAAAUGGCUACAGACCGGCUGCCAACAAUUGCACAAGCUCUUAGACUUCUAAGCGUAGCCGAUGAAACCAUUGGCGCUGACUACAUGUAUCUCGAUCCCGACUACGCAACCCGCAUAUUGGAACCCAUCAUUUACGCAACAAGUGUUCCAGCAGACGAAGAAGAAAUAAUUCGCUAUGUUACUGAAAUGUCCCGUUUCUACAGCUAUCUUGCACUUGGAUCUCUCUUUGACCGUGGCAAUACCAGACCUCGAUUACCUGGCUUACUGUAUUUCGAAACGGGAGUCUCUUUGCAAGGCUUUCUGCAGAAAGCAUAUGAUCAGGCUACAAGUAGUUCCUUGAUACAAACACAGCUUUAUCUCACAUUUUACUCGCUAUCGCUGAACAAGAUGUCCUUUGCAUUCAACAUGAUCGGAAUUGCAAUCCGCAUGGCCUUCUCACUUGGAUUUCAUGAAAUGACAGGAACUCUUGAUCAGAAUCGAACCUUCUGGCUCUGUUUUGUCUACGACAGGCUAAUUUCUAUCAGAAAAGGGCUGCCAUUCAUGAUCGAAGAGUCUGAAAUCAAGAUACCAUUUUUAGACGCAGCAGACGAGACCUCAGAAUCGAUAUCGUUAAGAAAAUUCUAUCUGGCAGCACACGUCGGACUGGCAAAAAUCACUACCAAUAUCAUAAGGAAAAUAUACACCAGAAACUCUAGUUCGUUUGUCCAAAACUGCUGCGACAUUUUGUGCAAUCUGCAGAGUUGGCGCAGCAACCUUCCAGGCACACUCAAGUUGGAUCAUGAAAAGAUAGAAGGUUGGGAGACGAGAUCUAUAUUCAAUCUCCACAUCAACUAUAACUACUCUUUGAUUGUGACUACGCGGCCGGUGUUGUUUUAUGUGUUCCAGAAAUCUUUGAAUGAUGAUGGAAAGCGUUGUCUGGAUUCAGACAAGCUGUCGGGCGUUGUCUCUAACCUAGUUGACGCCUGCACCAAAGCAGCAGAAAUCCAGAGUCGUAUCCUAACUAAGUUGUUUCACGAUCAAAAGUUUGCAGUAUGCUCGUUCUUGGAUUGCCAUUUUAUUUUCAACGCUACAGUGAUUCUCAUACUACGAGCAUACUGUCAGUCAAUCCCAACUUUCGAGAUCAGGUACCAAUCUGAUGCGACUGCACUAUUUGAUUUGAUACAACUCAAUCUGAAGGUCUUAUCAUCUCUAUCAGAGCACAACGUUGCUGCCUCGCAUUUCAACGAAAAGCUGACUGACCUUUUGAAGUUAUUGAGAUCGAAAGGUGCAUUUGCUGAUGUCCUUUCCACCAAACCCAGAAAUAAUGCAAACUCUUCAGACAGAUCACAGGAAGAUAAUUUUGACAUUCUCUGGGAGGAUGAAGCUGUGUUUGAAGACAGAUUUAUCGAUACAUUCGAGAUCGUUGACAUUGCGCAAGUUUUGAAUGGCAUUGAGAACCAGGGUUACGUUGGUACUGAAAAUCCUUUUCUAUUUGAGGACAAUGACUUCCUGAGAUCUUUGGAUUCGCUCUGA